UCUGGAAGGUGAGGAAGCUGAGGUCGGUGGCCGCCGGGGCCGCAGCUAUGGUCGUUGCGGCGAGGUGUCCUCCCUCCUCAUCAGUGACCUCGCCCUUCGUCUCACCAUGAACGACUCCCUCUACAUCGUCCUGGAGCUGCUGAUCGCCCUGUUCUCCGUGCUGGGCAACGUGCUGGUCUGCUGGGCCGUGUGCCUCAACAGCAACCUGCAGAGCAUCACCAACUUCUUCGUGGUGUCGCUGGCCGUGGCUGACAUCGCCGUCGGCGUCCUCGCCAUUCCCUUCUCCAUCGCCAUCAGCACCGGCUUCUGCUCCAACUUCUAUGGCUGCCUGUUCAUCGCCUGCUUCGUGCUGGUGCUCACACAGAGCUCCAUCUUCAGCCUGCUGGCCAUCGCUAUCGACCGCUACAUCGCCAUCAAGAUACCGCUGAGGUACAACGGCUUGGUGACUGGUCAGCGCGCUCAAGGCAUCAUUGCCAUCUGCUGGGUUUUAUCCAUCGGCAUCGGCCUGACCCCCAUGAUGGGCUGGCACAAGCUGCCCCGGAGCGCCAACAUCACCUGCCUGCCCGGCCUGAUGGAGUGCCUGUUCGAGGAGGUGGUGGCCAUGGAGUAUAUGGUCUACUUCAACUUCCUUGCCUGUGUGCUGAUCCCCCUGCUGCUGAUGUUGGCCAUCUACUUGUGCAUCUUCAUGGCCGCUCGCCACCAGCUCAAGCUGAUGGAGGUGAAGGCGGUUCACGGGGAGAAGUCGCGCUCCACGCUGCAGAAGGAGGUCCAGGCCGCCAAGUCUCUGGCCAUCAUCGUGGGGCUGUUUGCGGUCUGCUGGCUGCCCCUGCACAUCAUCAACUGCUUCACCCUCUUCUGUCCCGAGUGCGAGCGGGCUCCGUCCUGGAUCAUGUACGUGGCCAUCAUCCUCUCCCACGCCAACUCUGUGGUCAACCCCUUCAUCUACGCCUACCGCAUACGGGAGUUCCGACAAACCUUCCGCAAGAUCAUCCGGCGACACGUCCUGCGCAGGCGGGAGCCGAUGGGGAGAGGAGGAUGCUGCUGCGGCGGCAGCAGCAAGCGCGGCUCCAUCCGACUGAAGCCCAGCCGCUUGAGCGUUGACCUUUUGACCGAGCACAGCGGCGGCAGCAGCAGCGGCAGCAGCUGCGAAAGCUCCCAACGCUGCCCGACUGGGGCGUCUCCCGUAGGGAGCGCGGCGGCGGCGGUAUCCCGCCCCCCUCUGUCAGUCAUCAUCUCCCACUGUUCUAAAAUAGGCCAUUGUCGACUGCGAGCCCUCAGACCGUUACAGAUCCCCGCGGGCCGGCACGCGCGGGACCCCGAGCGGCGAGGCGACCCCGCCGGACCGGAGGCCGCGGAGGACGGGGACAAACGGAGCCUCGGCUCGAGGACGAGCUGCUUCGGCGAGCUGGCCAAGGUGUUGUGACGUAGAUUGAACGCGCCAGCGCGGGCUCCUGAUUCCGCGAUGCAGGUGGGAGCGCUGAAAACGGUUGAUGGACGGCGAGGGUCACCGGCCUGACUGAGAUCUCCUCGCCACGAAAAAAUAAAAAAAAACUCCGAUAUUUCAUCACAGUGGCUUGUUGAUUCACAGCAGACUAAAAGUCUGACGUUGUUUUGCUUCGUUUCACCCCACAUGACCACGAGUCGACUGAGUGACACUUUUUCGCACGGCACGGAAGGGCUUUCAACAGACAAGAUUAGGAAAGUGCUUUGGCUUUUGAUGGGACACCAUUUACCCUCAAUCUCUUUAAACCCAGGUUCCAGUCAUACACCAUAAUAUCCAUGUAAAUAUCGUCCCUCCAUAUGUGGUCCGAAUGGCCUUUUGGCUGAAGAUGAAAGACUUAUUUAAUAAAUUAUUGGUAUAUUUUUUUAUUUUUCAGUGAAGUGUAGUGUGUAAACAAACCCCCUCUGAUGUAUUCCGCCCCUACGUCAUCCGUCACCGUGAGCACAGGGUCGUUUCUCAUGCAGUGCUGCACGAGUCCACCCCGAGGAGCCCAAACUGGGUCACCGGCCCGCUCAGCGGAGUUCCCUCUCAUUCGUUUAAAGUGGGAACGUUCUCACAUUCGGCCCAUUCGCUCCUCUCACACUUUCAUCCAGCUUCAUGGCAUAAAAGGAACAAUAUCUAACAAAAAAAGACAAGUACUUUCACCAGUGACGGAUUGACCGGAGACGGAUGUCCCUCCCCAACGUUGAUAAUGCAAUGCUGAAAUGUAAACUUGUGUCUUUUGUUCGGUGUGACUUGUUUAAAUUAUAUUCAUAUAAAUGUUGACGUCUGUGA
Messenger RNA from Gasterosteus aculeatus aculeatus (three-spined stickleback), 2275 nucleotides. It is a transcript of the gene adora2aa, whose product is annotated as adenosine A2a receptor a. Lineage: Eukaryota; Metazoa; Chordata; Actinopteri; Perciformes; Gasterosteidae. Gene Ontology annotation, cellular component: plasma membrane. The record is from RefSeq and is a predicted model, not a curated record. Gene Ontology annotation, biological process: adenylate cyclase-activating G protein-coupled receptor signaling pathway; G protein-coupled adenosine receptor signaling pathway. Gene Ontology annotation, molecular function: G protein-coupled adenosine receptor activity.